AUGUUAACAAAACUGGUAGUGGCACUGGGUGCCGUAGCCCUGUCGAUGGCAAGAGCUGAGACGAUCUUUCGCGAAACAUUUGAUGACGCUGACUGGGAGAGUAGAUGGGUGGCCUCAUCAUGGAAAUCUGCGACUGAAGUUGGCAAAUUCGAGCAGGUGGCAGGAAAACACUACACUGAAGAGGGCGAUAAGGGCAUCAAGACGAGCGAAGAUGCUCGUUUCUAUGCUUUGUCUGCUAAAUUUGACAAACCUUUUGACAACAAGGACAAGAACCUGUACCUAUCGUAUCUUGUGCAGCACGAGCAGAAGCUUGACUGUGGCGGUGCUUAUAUUAAACUGUUACCUGCCGAUGUAGACCAGGCCAAGUUUGGUGGCGAAUCUCCCUACUCUAUCAUGUUUGGUCCUGACAUCUGCGGUAACAACAAAAAGACGCAUGCUAUUCUAAACUAUGCACGUCCGGGCGAAGAUGCCGUUAACAUGGAGCACAAGGAAUCGAUUCGAACCGAGUCGGACUCGGAUGCUCACUUGUACUCGUUUGUUAUUAAGAACGAUAACACGUACGAAGUCAAGAUUGAUGGCAAAAUGAUCAAGGAAGGUAAACUUGCUGAGAAUUGGCCAUUUCAGCCCGAGAAACAGAUAAAGGAUCCAAGUGUGUCAAAACCCAAAGAUUGGGUGGAUGAGAAAACAAUCCCUGAUCCAGAAGACAAGAAACCCGAGGGAUGGGAUGACAUUCCUCGAACAAUUCCGGACCCGGACGCUGUCAAGCCCGAGGACUGGGACGAUGAUGAUGAUGGAGAGUGGGAGCCUGCAGCGAUUGACAAUCCUGAGUACAAGGGAGAGUGGGAACCAAAGAUGAUUGACAACCCCAACUACAAGGGCGAAUGGGAGCACCCGCUGAUUGACAAUCCGGACUAUUUCGAAGACGACUCUAUGUACAACGUGGCAAAGAACAUUGGGGCUAUUGGCUUUGAGCUAUGGCAGGUCAAGAGCGGUACCUUGUUUGACGAUAUUUUGGUCACUGAUAGUGAGAAGGAAUUCACGUCGCAUGAAGAGGCGUUGUUUGUCAAGAUAGAGGCAAUGGCUGCCAAGAAGAAGCAGAUUCAGGACGAGGAGAAGGCCCAGCAAGAGGCAGAGGCCAAGGCCAAGGAGGCGGAGAAGGAGAAGGAAGACGCAGAUGAAGAGGAAGCUGAUGAGGAUGAUGAAACUACCAAGGAUGCCGAAGAGGUGGAGACUAAAGAGGAGGACGACGACGCAGCGGAUGAGACUACCGAGAAAGAUGAGUUGUAG
This is a messenger RNA of Plasmopara halstedii, 1287 nucleotides long. RefSeq names its product calreticulin precursor. Gene Ontology annotation, cellular component: endoplasmic reticulum; endoplasmic reticulum membrane. The record is from RefSeq and is a predicted model, not a curated record. The transcript has a single exon. NCBI's taxonomy places the organism in Eukaryota, Oomycota, Peronosporomycetes, Peronosporales, Peronosporaceae. The coding region runs from base 1 to 1287 and encodes 428 amino acids. Gene Ontology annotation, biological process: protein folding. Gene Ontology annotation, molecular function: calcium ion binding.